Lolium rigidum is the source of this 2741-nucleotide messenger RNA. RefSeq names its product protein trichome birefringence-like 1. Bases 1 to 2463 code for a protein of 820 amino acids. Gene Ontology annotation, molecular function: O-acetyltransferase activity. The record is from RefSeq and is a predicted model, not a curated record. Gene Ontology annotation, cellular component: Golgi apparatus. NCBI's taxonomy places the organism in Eukaryota, Viridiplantae, Streptophyta, Magnoliopsida, Poales, Poaceae. The transcript has 5 exons.
AUGAAGGGCGUGUGGAAGCAGAGCGGCCUGGCGGCCAUGGCGUGCACCGACGCCGGCGCCGGAGCGGGACGCUCCCGCCGCAGCGCGAGGCUCGUGGUGUACGCCUUCGCGGUGGCCUUCGCCGCAUUGACGGCGUACAUCGCACUGUCCUCGCCCGCGGCCCCCGCUGCCUCUGGCGUCGGCGAGGGAAGGGCCUCGUGGUUCGACGGCGUGUACGCCUCCACGGCGCCGUACCGCUCCCAGGUUUCGACCUUCUUCUCCUCCAUCUUCCCCACCAACUCCUCCACCCCCUCGCCGGAGCCGUCGUCCCGCGCCGGAGGUGGCAAGGCCAGCGGAUCGAGCGAGGUGAGUCGUGAUGGGGAUAGUACGCACGCGGAAACCGGAGCAGGGAGCAGUAAUUCUGCUACUGCAGUUGGGUCUGAUAAGCGGUUGGGAAGUGGAGGUGGUGCGCCCAGCAGCAAUGCCAGCGGUGCGGGUGCACUGCCCGCCGGAACUGAUACCGCCGCCGCGAAGAGCGGCAGCAAAGACGGCGGGGAGGCUCCGACGGAUAAUUCUGCCCCUGCAAGUGGCGGUGCGCCGAUUAGUGCGGCAGAUCGGAAUAAAGAAAACAGAACAGUUAGUGCUAGCAGUCAGGCAGGGGAUGGAGGUGGAUCCCCAACUAGUAGUUCUGCCGGAGACAGAACCGCGGCGAAGGCCGAGGAGCAGAGCGGUGGAUCCAGUAAGCAGUCCGGAGUUGAAGCUCCGACUGGUAAUACUGCCGCCGGAAAUGGCAGCCUGGUGAAAGCAGACACCAAGGAUUCAGUUGGAGACGGCAGCAAGGUGAAGGCCGACUCCAAAGUUGGGUCUGAUAACCAGACAGUGAGUGCAAGUGCUGCUCCGAGCAGUGGUUCCGCUGGUGGAAACAGCACUGCGGCGAAGGCUGAUGGACCGGAUGCAGCUGGUGCCGCAAGCAAUGGUUCUGCCGGAAGUGACACGGUUGCAAAGGCUGAUUUGAACAAUGAGUCUGAUGCUCGGUCAGGGAGUGGAAACGACGAUGCAACCCAUAAAUCAGCACCAAGUGCCAGUCCAGUGAAGAGCAAUGGCGGAGUUCAGCACGAUAAAGCGAAUGCAGAUGUGGCUUCAACUAGUAAUAAUCAGACUGAAAGUCCAGCGAUUGCAGGUGAGAAAUAUGUUGGUUCUUCAAGCAAGAACCAAACCCCCGUAGCAUCACCAGUUGUGAAGAAACAGGACCAGACUAAGAAGGAAACAACUGUGAAUAAGAAGGAAACAACUCCACAGAGUAGUGCAGGCUCAUUGAAAGAUCAUUCAUCCCAAAUGAUCACCUCAUUGAAGGGGAAUGUGUCAUCAACUAAACAAGCGGGUGGUGCGAGUGGAAAUAAGAAGGUUGACUGGAUAAAGGAGAUGGCUGGCUGUGAUAUGUUCCAUGGGAAUUGGGUUCGGGAUGAAUCGUACCCUCUCUAUCCUGGGGGAUCAUGUCCUCAUAUCGAUGAACCCUUUGACUGCCAUCUCAAUGGCCGGCCAGAUCAAGCGUACGAAAAGCUCCGAUGGCAACCCAGCGAAUGCAGCAUCCCAAGAUUAAAUCCGACUGAUAUGCUGGAGAGGCUGAGGGGGAAACGUCUAGUUUUUGUUGGCGAUUCACUCAAUAGGAACAUGUGGGAAUCCCUGGUUUGCAUCUUGAGGCACUCUGUCAAGGACAAGAAAAAAGUUUUUGAGGCAUCUGGUAGGCGUGAGUUUAAGACUGAGGGCUCAUACUCAUUCCUGUUCACGGACUAUAACUGCAGUGUGGAAUUCUUCCGCUCCCCUUUCCUAGUCCAAGAAUGGGAGACACGAGUUAGCAACGGAAAUAAAAAAGAAACUCUUAGGCUUGACGUUGUCGAGCAAUCGUCACCAAAGUACAAGGAGGCAGACUUUAUCAUUUUCAACACCGGACAUUGGUGGACACAUGAAAAAACUUCCCUAGGGAAGGACUAUUACCAGGAAGGUAGUCACAUUUACAGUGAGUUAAAUGUUGUGGAUGCCUUUCAUAAAGCUCUUGUAACAUGGUCCAAGUGGAUCGAUGCCAAUAUAAAUCCUAAGAAAACCACUGUAAUGUUCAGAGGCUACUCAGCAUCUCAUUUCAGCGGAGGGCAAUGGAAUUCAGGUGGCAGCUGUGACAAGGAGACCGAGCCAAUUAAAAAUGAACAUUACCUUUCAACCUACCCACCAAAGAUGAGCAUUCUGGAGGAUGUGAUCCACAAGAUGAGGACUCCGGUUGUUUACUUGAACAUAACGAGAUUGACCGACUAUAGAAAGGAUGCACACCCUUCAAUCUACCGCAAGCAGCACCUGACCGAGGAGGAGAGGAGAUCGCCUGAGAUAUACCAGGACUGCAGCCACUGGUGUCUACCCGGAGUACCAGAUUCCUGGAACGAGCUGGUUUACGCCCAACUUUUGAUCAGUCAGCAUCAGAUGCUCCAACAAUAAAGGCAAGUAUGAGGUGUUCUGGAUGUUUGUAUAUGACAUGUUGCUGAGUGUCGUCCCGAGACCUAGGGUUUGUUCAAAACCCACAUAGAUAGUAAAGAUGCCAGCUGGUGAGAUGUCCCAAUACCCACACACACGACCUUCGAUUAGAGGCUUAUAGGACUUGAUAUUGUAAAGUUCAUGCCUAAUGGUAAUCAGAAUAAAACUGUAGUAUAGAUGACAUGUUAUAGAGAUGCUUCUGUGUUUUUGGAUGUUCCUUUUUCUGAGGAUGCCAUAUGAUA